This is a messenger RNA of Pteronotus mesoamericanus, 2554 nucleotides long. RefSeq names its product SP100 nuclear antigen (gene SP100). Lineage: Eukaryota; Metazoa; Chordata; Mammalia; Chiroptera; Mormoopidae. Gene Ontology annotation, molecular function: protein binding; DNA binding; DNA-binding transcription factor activity, RNA polymerase II-specific. Gene Ontology annotation, biological process: regulation of transcription by RNA polymerase II. The record is from RefSeq and is a predicted model, not a curated record. The transcript is spliced from 25 exons. Gene Ontology annotation, cellular component: nucleus. Bases 101 to 2476 code for a protein of 791 amino acids.
CUUCCUGCUCACCGCUGGGCAGUUAUACUGAAACCAGGCUGGGGACACCGGAGGGUUCGAAGGCCAGGCUCCAGGCCCAGGCUGGGCCCAGGGCAGGACCAUGGCCGGUAGGGGCGGCAACAUCUGUACCAGGAUGUCCACAGAAGACAGGAAUAGAGAGGAGAGGCUUGUCUAUGAGAUUGUAUUCAACCACUUCAAAAGACAUAAGAUCGACAUUGCAAGUACAAUAAAAAAAGAAUUUCCUUUCCUUGAGGUUCUUCGUGACCGUGAACUUAUCACCGAAAAAAUGUAUGAGGAUUGUCAAGAAUCUUGUAGAAACCUGGUCCCUGUACAGAAAGUGGUAUACAAUGUUCUCAGUCAACUGGAGAAGACAUUUGACCUGCCACUGCUGGAAGCAUUGUUCAGCGAGGUUAACAAACAGGAAUAUCCUGAAUUAAAUAACAUUUAUAAAAGCUUUGAAAAUGCGAUCCAUGAGAGAAUUUAUCACCAAGAAAGUGAUGAAGAAGAGAGUGUGGAAAACCUUAACGCACAACUGAGCAUUGAACAAGGAACUGGUGAGAACUCACACCCAAGCCUGCUCUGGAGCAGACCACAUUCCUCGAAUCACAAUGGUACAGCCCCGCCUGAAAAUGGACUCUCAGAGCACCUCUCUGAAACAGAACAAAUAAAUGCGAAGAAAAGAAGUACAACCAAUGACGACAAUGCGCCUGAAAGCCAACAAGCAAAUGAACAAUGUGACCAAGAGUCUGAUCCAGCAGGAUCCUACGGACAAGUACCUACCCGAGAGGGUAAUGGAGAUGAAAGAAGCGAGACACCCAGCCCUUUGCCCCCUAAUGAAGAAAGAGCAGAGCUACCCAACCAAGGAAUCAAACUAAAUUCCUGUUCUGUGUGUCUGGUGGAUAUAAAGAAGGAAAAGCCAUUUUUUAAUUCAGAACUUGAAAAUCAAACCCAAACAAGGACUAAAUGUAACAAGGUGUCUGACAUAAUAGUGAUCAGCAGUGAUGACUCCACAGAAUCCAGUGAUGAUGACGAGCCCCCCAAAGCUUCCAGCUCAGCACUGACGAGGGCACCUGGGCCCAUGGAUUUCAGAAAAUCACGUAUUUGCAGGAAAAGACCUUGGGAAAGUGAGAGAAGUCAUGAAGGAUACUCCGAGUCCAGUGCGGACGAGGCACCCCCUGGAGUCUGGAGCCCUGCGCUGAGAAGUGAUACUGAUGAGGAAGAUUUUCUGGAUAUUGGAAAUCAAUCUACUUAUGGGAUAAGUAACAAGCAAAGACGAAUCAGCACUAGUGACUCUUCAAAACCGAACAAUGAAGAAGAGUCUCCGGAAACUUUUAGCUCAGCCCUAAGAUGGUCAGGAGAAGAGCUCCAAGGACUUGGAAAUGAGAAGUGCUCCUGUGUCAUGUGUUUAUCCAAAGGUGUGCCCAGAGGCCAAGAAGCAAGGACUGAAAGUAGCCAAGCUUCUGAUAUGGAUACCAUGAAUACUGGAAGGAAUUCUACUUUGGAAAAACACAAUGGAAAAAGAAGGACAAAAGCAGUUAAAACUGGGCCUUUGAAAAGAUACAGAAAAAGAGGUCCAAGAAUUCCCAGAGACAAAAAUAUGGAUUUUCGACCUCCUAACCUUCCUGUGACCUGUGGUCAGGCAAAGGGGAUUUUGUAUAAGGAGAAAAUGAAACAGGGAAUCUCAGCGAAGUGUGUGGAGAUGAAGGAUGGAAAGCAGCUCACCCUCAAGGAAUUUGAAAUUGAAGGAAACCACGAAAAGUCCAAGAACUGGAGGCAGAGCGUGCGCUGCGGCGGCUGGCCCCUGAAGAACCUGAUCCAGGAAGGAUUUCUACCAGACCCACCGCGGACAAGAAAAAAGACAACUCCAGAGUCUCACAGUGGUAGCUUUAUUGACCCAUACCCAGAAAACGCCAAUGAAUGUGAGGUGUGUUGUAAAAGAGGAAAGCUGUUCUGCUGUGAUACUUGUCCAAGGUCCUUCCAUAUGAAAUGCCACAUCCAUCAUAUUGAUCCUGACAUGAACCCAUGGAGUUGCAUCUUCUGCCAGAUAAAGGCCAUUUGGGAAAAGUGCCCAGAAAAUCAACCAUGUUAUCAGGAAUCGGAGGUCCUGGAGAGGCAGAUGCUGAAUGAGGAGAAGCUGAAAUGUGAAUUCCUCCUCUUGAAGGUCUAUUCCUGUUCAGAAAGCCCCUUUUUUGCCACAAAACCAUACCAUAGUAAAAAGGCACUUCAGGGCCUGAAGAAGUGCAUGUGGUUAGACAAAAUCAGGAAAAAGAUGACUUGGAAGUUGUACUGCCAAGUGAAGGAGUUUAUGCAGGACAUGCGCCUCAUCUUUCAGAACCACAGGACAUUUUACAAGGGCCAUAAGUUCAUCAGGCUGGGACUUCAACUGGAGGCCAAAUUUGAGGAUGAUUUCAGAAACAUUUUUGGAGUUCAGAAAACUAGCAAGGACAGCUCUCAGUCCACGCCCACCAUGUCGUGAUACUGUCCCUGUUGGCUUCCCCUCUAGAGCCGCCAGCAGGGGGCGGCCCUGUGCCCGUGGCCCCACGCCACCUGCUAC